This is a messenger RNA of Paramuricea clavata, 912 nucleotides long. NCBI's taxonomy places the organism in Eukaryota, Metazoa, Cnidaria, Anthozoa, Malacalcyonacea, Plexauridae. The record is from the annotation of a GenBank genome assembly.
AUGAAGGAUUGGGUAACGCAGUCAGCCCAACUCAUCACCCUAGUCAUCAUCACUCCACUCGGAAUCCAUGGCGAACCACACGAAAUCCCUGGAAUCCAUGGCGAACCACACGAAACCCCUGGAAUCCAUGGCGAACCACACGAAACCCCUGGAAUCCAUGGCGAACCACACGAAACCCCUGGAAUCCAUGGCGAACCACACGAAACCCCUGGAAUCCAUGGCGAACCACACAGAAGCCCUGGUGGCAAACCACUGAGUCGCCAUGGAAACCGACCAAAGGUUGGUGGGAAACAACCCGAAGACCCUGGUGGCAAACCACGGAGUCGCCAUGGAAACCGACCAAAGGUUGGUGGGAGACAACCCGAAGACCCUGGUGGCAAUCCACGGAGUCGCCAUGGAAACCGACCAAAGGUUGGUGGGAGACAACCCGAAGACCCUGGUGGCAAUCCACGGAGUCGCCAUGGAAACCGACCAAAGGUUGGUGGGAGACAACCCGAAGACCCUGGUGGCAAUCCACGGAGUCGCCAUUGAAACCGACCAAAGGUUGGUGGGAGACAACCCGAAGACCCUGGUGGCAAUCCACGGAGUCGCCAUGGCAACCGACCAAAGGUUGGUGGGAGACAACCCGAAGACCCUGGUGGCAAACCACUGAGUCGCCAUGGAAACCGACCAAAGGUUGGUGGGAGACAACCCAAAGACCCUGGUGGCAAACUACGGAAUCGCCAUACACAGUGAAAAAGAAGUAAAGUUAAGCUACACAUAAACGCUAGAAACUCUGGGAAAUAAGGCAUGGUUAAUUUUACUGAAAGUGGACAAAAUCGUUUACGUUUACUCAAUAUUCUUUGCAGUUAAUUGGUUAGUUAUUUGGAGUUCUACUGUUGUAAUCAAACUUAAUAAACUUUUAAUCAUGCA